Messenger RNA from Fundulus heteroclitus (mummichog), 2620 nucleotides. RefSeq names its product FAST kinase domain-containing protein 2, mitochondrial. Gene Ontology annotation, biological process: regulation of mitochondrial mRNA stability; mitochondrial RNA processing. The transcript is spliced from 11 exons. Lineage: Eukaryota; Metazoa; Chordata; Actinopteri; Cyprinodontiformes; Fundulidae. Gene Ontology annotation, cellular component: mitochondrial matrix; ribonucleoprotein granule. Bases 498 to 2498 code for a protein of 666 amino acids. The record is from RefSeq and is a predicted model, not a curated record. Gene Ontology annotation, molecular function: RNA binding.
CAGUGGUGCACGCACCUGACAUGCACAUGAAAGUGGACGCUAACAUCAGCUCGGCAAAUUUAGCUUAAUUUUUAGGUUCAUAUUACUGUCGUUAAAAGACGUUUUCAUUUCAACUCUACGUUGUGUGGCAAGUACGAGACCCGUAGAGUAGUGUUUAACUGUGUAUGUUGUCUUCUGUUCCGGUUAAAAAGGGCAGCUAACAAGAGCUAGCCGCUUAUUUCAUAACUGAAAGGAAGCAGUUUUUUUUUUACCUUGUUCCCCGAAUUGUUUGUUGUUUUCGUCGUAACCCGCCGCUUCUUGUGCCUGGUUUCCGUUUAAGAGCAUUAGUGACCGAAAAAUGAAAAUAAGUGACGUCUUUACAAGUUUGUCACCUUGCUCGAUGUUAAAAUCUCCAUGACUUGCAGAUCAUAUUCAAAUGAAUGAACAAACGAGAUAACUUAAAUUAGCUUAGAUAACUAACCUCGACUAUAUAUUAUAUUAUAUUAUAAAUCCAAAAUAUGACAAUCAGGGUGACCAAUGAGGUGAUGAGAUGGUCGCUGCGCUUUUGCUGCCGCAGGUUACUAUGGAAACGGCCAAGCCUCCCAGUGCCAGCAUCAGUCAGUGAUGCACUUCUAUCUAGGAAUGACCUCAUGCGAUUUUGGCCUGGGAGGCUGAACCAUAACUGCUCCUCUGGGACUUUCACUGCGACGCGGUUCUACUGCAUGUGGAAUCACGGCGAGGACCCCAAAGAGAGCGACCGUCUCGCCUCAGAGCAUUCGCCUUCUGCUGACCUCGUCCUCGACCAGAGCCCCUCAGUGCACAGACAGAGGAGUUCCCCUUUCCUGAAACUCCUGCACCUCUGUGGCUCCCCGUCAGACGUGUUGGACCUCACAAGUAGGUACUCGCCGGAAAACCGGCAGGUCAGCAACUGCCUCAACCACAUGUGGUUCUCCACGAAGAAGAUGUUGGACGACCAGCGGCGCUACGAGCUGCGCCUGAUGUUUGACCAUCCCGAAUUUGAGAGUCUCCUGCAUAGGGCGAUGAGGUCCGUCCGGCACAUGCGCAACAAUGACAUCGCUUACGCUCUGUUGAGCAUGGUCAACCUGGGGGUGCCUCAGCAAAGCCGCGUGAUCCAGACCUUCCUGCGGACCUGCCAGGAGAGACUGAACGAGUUUGAUGAGAAGACGCUCUCCAUCUUGGCCUCUGCUCUGGACCAGAUGAAGGAUAGUCCGAAUGUGACGGCUCUAAAGGAAGGCAUGAGGCUGGUGGUUGAAGUCCGUCUUCCUGAGAUUAAAAGUGUUUUGGCUCUCCAGACCAUGAUGCGUCUCCUGGGACGAGAUGCCCCAAAGGAGCUCAACCAGAAACUAGAGGCAAAGGCUUUAUCCAUGACAGACCAGUUCAACCUCCCCAAUGCUCAACACAUGAUCUCCACCAUGGCCACAAAUGGCCUCAACUCCAAGCCGCUGCUGAAAGUUUGCUGUGGGAAAAUCAGAGAAAACAUACACGACAUCCCCUUUAACAGACUGUACAACGUGCUGCAGUCCUGUAAGGACCUUCACUACAGAGACGUAGAUCUGCUCACCACCACUUCAGACCACGUUGCUUCCACGCUCGACAUUUGGACCAAUAAGAAGCUGCUCCUCUUCCUGUCUGUGUUUGAGCGGCUUCUGUUCUGUCCCACAUCCCUGAUGGAGGCUUAUGCUGACAAAGUGAUCAGCGACCCUGAUGCCCUCACCCUUAAAGACCUCCUGUGUGUCUUAAAGGUUUACUCCUCUCUUAACUAUGACCUACAGCAUAAAAGACAACAGUUUCUCGAUAGUCUCAGCCAUGCCCUCAUCUCAUAUCUGCCCAAGAUGUCCGCUUUGGAGUUGCUAAAGGCCGUCUCCUGGCUGUGUCUGCUGAACCACUUCCCCGCGCCGAUCCUGGAGCAGCUCUUGAGUGUUAAUACGUUGGAGCAGCUGGCAUCCACAAAGUACCCGAAGAGCAUGGAGCGUUUGUUCCAGAGAGUGGAUCUAUGUCUCCGUCUUGACCGUCCUCCCCUUCCUCAGCCCCUGACCGUCCCCCCAUCCGCCCUGGGAGACCCCGCUCCCCUCGCUCCGCCGGUAAACCCGCGGCUCUCACAAAGCCUGCAGAGCGCGCUGGCAGACGAGGCGAACGCAGCGCUGCAGGAAAUGCUGGUGGUGGAGAACUUCUACAUCCUAGACGCCGUUGUAACCAAACCCCGUCCGAGCCAACCGUGCGCGACGGGAACAAGCAGCAUCUCUCCAGCAGAGAGCAGUCAAAGAAUUGCAGUCAUUUACACACCAAACUCUAGUCUUUGCUUCGGUACCUCCCACCCUCGUGGCCCCCUCGCUGUCAAGAUUCGUCACCUGAAGAUCCUGGGAUACACUCCGGUUUUGGUAACAGAGCAACAUCUACAGUCUUUGUCUGAGAAGGAGAGGACAGAUGUCAUACGAGGACUCAUAUUUCCAGAAGACGCAUCAGAAACUCAACCAAAAGUCGAACACGUUGGAUCCUAAACCCUGCAGUCUGUGUAAAACGGGACUGAAGAGUCACACAUGGCUCAGAUUUUACUGUGCAAAUUAAGAGUUUGUUAAAAUGAAAACUUGUUUAUAAUAAUAUUAAUAAAGAAUGAAUGGAA